Molecule: messenger RNA, 6066 nt
Organism: Siniperca chuatsi (mandarin fish)
Lineage: Eukaryota; Metazoa; Chordata; Actinopteri; Centrarchiformes; Sinipercidae
Gene: cntn4
Product: contactin 4
Exons: 23
Coding region: 420-3509 (1029 amino acids)
Biological process (GO): cell-cell adhesion; axon guidance
Cellular component (GO): axon; plasma membrane
Molecular function (GO): protein binding
Source: RefSeq, a predicted model, not a curated record
GGAGUGAGUGAGCACACCGAGGCUUCACUUUCCAAUAUGCAACCUGCGAGACGCCACGCCGUCAGCUAGUUGUGCUACUGACACUGAGAGAGAGAGAAAGAGAGGAGGCAGAGAUGGAGGUACAGUAGUGGAGCCGCACAGAACAGCACAGCUCGUGAAUGUAGCACAACACAAAAGAAAGAGCAACAUCUUUGUGCACGAGUCAGAAGGAUAUUUUUGGCCGGGAGCGUCGCCGCGACUCGACAGUGAUGUCUGUGGGCAAAAUUUUGUUUAGUGACAAAAUACGGAUUAAUCUGAGGCUGUGAAUUCAUCGGAGACAUCACUGCUGUGAGGACAGAUUGGGAAACCUGAAAGGUGCAAAUCGCAUACCAUACAUUUGUGAUUUGAGGUGAGACUACUUUGACCCUACAAAAUUGAAGAUGAUGUUUCUAUGGAAACUGCUGGUGCUGCACUCACUUUUGGCCUGCCUUGGAGAGAGCAGUGUCCUGCAGAGUCCUGUCUUCACCAAGCAGCCAGGCAGCAUUGUGUAUCCUGUGGAGACUCUGGAGAGGAACAGGGAGGUGGUGUUCAGCUGUGAAGCCCAGGGAAGCCCACCUCCCAUCUACCAGUGGAAACUGAAUAGCACAGAAAUCAGUCCCAAGUCUGGAUCUCACUACAGCCUUUCUGGAGGCAACCUCAGAAUCAGCCAUCUGAACAAAGACCAAGAUGCUGGAACGUAUCAGUGCUUCGCCUCCAACUCUUUCGGGACCAUCGUCAGCCGAGAGGCCAGUCUAACCUUUGCAUACUUGGAAAACUUCAAGACUCACAGAAGAAGCUCUGUAUCAGUCCGUGAAGGUCAAGGAGUGGUUCUGCUGUGCGGCCCUCCACCACAUUCUGGAGAUCUCAUAUUUUCCUGGAUCUUUAAUGAGUACCCGACAUUUGUGAAGCAGGAUACUCGCCGCUUCAUCUCACAGGAGACAGGGAAUCUGUACAUCGCCAAAGUGGAGCCCUCAGAUGUUGGGAAUUACACCUGUGUGGUGACCAACACUGUCACAAAGACCCGAGUCCAGGGUCCACCCACUCCAUUAGUGCUCCGCAGUGAUGGUGUGAUGGGUGAAUAUGAGCCAAAGAUUGAAGUUCAGUUUCCAGAGGUUGUUCAUGUUGCCAAAGGAUCCACUGUGAAGCUGGAAUGCUUCGCUCUGGGAAACCCAGUACCAUCUAUAAACUGGAGGAGAGUGGACAGUGUACCCUUCCCCAGGAAAGUGGACAUGAGGAAAGCCAGUGGCGUCUUGGAAAUCCCAUAUUUCCAGCAGGAGGACGCCGGCACGUACGAGUGCAUAGCCGAGAACUCCAGGGGAAUGAACACAGUGAAAGGAAAGCUCUCUUUCUACGCCCCUCCUCAUCUCAUUGAGAAACCCCAAGAUGUCCAGAAGCUCAUUGAUGACUCGUUGGUUUGGGAGUGUAAAGCCACAGGGAAGCCAAAGCCUUCUUACAGGUGGAUGAAAAAUGGAGAGAACCUGGAGUCUGCAGAGGAGCGCAUACAGGUUGCCAAUGGGGCAUUGUCAAUCAGUCGUCUUACCCUGUCCGACACAGGAAUGUACCAGUGUGUGGCUGGGAAUAAGUACGGCGAGGUCUACUCCAAUGCAGAGCUCCGAGUUAUAGCUGUUGCCCCAGAUUUCUCUCACAACCAACUGAGGAGCCAGACACUGGUGAAGGUAGGAGGAGAUGUGCUUGUUGAGUGCAAGCCCAAGAUGUCUCCUUGGGGUGUGGUCUCUUGGCGGAAGGGCAGCGAACCACUCCAAGAAAGUAACAGGCUCUCCAUUCUGGACAACGGUAACCUUCGGAUUUGGAAUGUGACCAAAUCUGAUGCAGGUCUCUACACCUGUGUGGCAAGAAACCAGUUUGGCGUGGCAAGCAGCACAGGAAGCAUCACAGUUAAAGAGCCAACCAUCAUAACCACCCUGCCAUCCACGCUGGACGUCACCGUGGGGGAGAGUGUGGUCCUGCCCUGUCAAGUGAGCCAUGACCCAUCUCUGGAGCUCAAGUUCACCUGGUUCUUCAACGAGCAGCUCAUCCACUUCGGGAGCCACGGUGGAUUUUUUGAAAAAGUGGGAGGUCAGCAUUCGGCAGGAGACAUUAUGAUUCGAAAUAUCCAGCUGAGGCAUGCAGGGAAGUACACGUGCGCUGUGCAAACGAAGGUGGACAGCAUUUCCAUUGCUGUUGACUUGGUUGUCAGAGGUCCCCCGGGCCCCCCCACCAGCAUCCAUGUAGAAGAAAUCACUGAUACCACAGCCGCUCUGUCCUGGAGGCCUGGUCCUGAUAAUCACAGUCCAAUUACGGCAUACACCAUCCAGGCCAGGACACCAUUUUCCCUCGGGUGGCAGGCUGUCACUACAGUUCCUGAGGUGGUGGGGGGCCACCGGCUGACAGCUACAGUAAUAGACCUGAGCCCUUGGGUGGAGUAUGAGUUUCGAGUCCUAGCAAGCAACACCAUCGGGACCGGCGAGCCCAGCAAGCCAUCUAAACAAGCAAGGACAAAGGGGACCUCUCCAAAGGUCACACCAGCUAAUGUGAGUGGAGGCGGUGGCAGUCGCUCCGAAUUAGUCAUCACAUGGGAGCCGGUUCCAGAAGAGCUGCAGAAUGGACCGGGGUUCGGCUAUGUUGUGGCUUUUCGACCCCGCGGUGCCACAGGAUGGAUGCAGGCUGCCGUACCGUCCGCUGAAGCAUCCAGAUACAUCUUUAAAAACGAGAGCAUUCAGCCCUUCUCGCCUUUCCAUGUGAAGGUCGGCGUUUACAACAAUGAGGGGGAAGGGCCGUUUGGGCCUGUUACCACUAUCUACUCCGCUGAGGAAGAGCCUGGCCGAGCGCCCACCAGGGUCCGUGCCAAGAGCCUGUCUGCAUCCAACAUUGAAGUUUCGUGGAAAGCUCUGCCCUGGAAUGCCAGCAAGAAAAGAGUUCUGGGCUAUGAGCUGAGGUACUGGAGUAGAAGUGAAAGGGAAGACACGGCCAGUGUGCAAAGGACUGUAGGAAAUCAAACGUCUGCUAUUAUCCAUGGGGUGAAAGGCAGCACCACAUAUUACAUCUCGGUGAGGGCGUAUAACACUGCUGGAACGGGGCCUCCCAGCACCACUGUCAACGUUACCACCAAAAAACCACCACCCAGCCAACCACCAGUUAAAGUGAUGUGGAACACAUCAGACUCGAAGAUUAUAUUGAACUGGGAGCAGGUCAAAGCCCUGGAGAAUGAGUCAGAGGUCACUGGUUACAAAGUGCUUUACAAGAAGAAUAGACACAGCCGUCCCAAUGUCAUGGAAACCAACACCACCUCUGUGGAGCUUGCCCUCCCCACUGAUGAGGAUUAUAUCAUCCAGAUAAAACCAUUUGGAGAGGGAGGGGAAGGCAGCAGUAGCAGGCAGAUCACCAUCCCAAGGAUACCAGGCCCCAACGCAGUCGGCUCAGCAUCCAAGGUCUCCACUCUGUCAGCCCUCAGUACAAUAGCACUGUCUUUCACAGCGCGGACAUCUUUAUGACAGACAGCUCCUAGCAGACGGUGCAUCUGAUGUGCAGACAGCUCUAUGGUGGAACGCAAACACAGCCCACUCUGGUGUAACUACAUCCAUUAAUUUAGAUUUUAGAGGCAGAAGGAAGACGCUGGCGAAAAAAAAAAAAUAUGCCAUUGAGAUGACAGGGAAGGAGUCCCCUUCAGCACCCAGGCUAAGUAAAGGCGAUUGACCGAUGUCGUGACUAUGUUGUUACCAAAGCAGCUUUCAUAUGGAAAAAAAUAAAGAGAAAAAUGUCUUAUAUGCAUCUUUUUGUAUGACAUAUUGAGCUUUUAUAGAUUUUUUUUUCUUAAUCAAUUUGAAGUCGGUCUGGGCUUUCUGGGGCGAGAACAAUUGAGUGCAUGGCAAAUAACAUCAUCAAAUUUUCCAGUCUGGAGGUUAAAAAUGUGAUUUGACAGCGCACCUUUUGUCUUCUAAAAUAAGAUAAUAUUUGUACUUUGGUUCUAACAAGCCAGAGUGUUUUUUUUCUUCAUGUGAAAGAACUAUUAACUUUUAUCUGCAUCUGCAUUUCUGUUUCUGCAAUAUUUCAAAAAUAUUUCACUCAAAUGACUGCAUCGACAUGUUGGGUGAUUGUCAUUAUUGGUCAUCUUACCAAGUACUGUAUAUGUGAAGAGAGGAUUAGCAUUUAAAAUGAUCUGUCUCUAGACAGCACAUGCUAAUGCUUUACCAUACUGGUGAAGUGUUAGCGUUAGCAAACUGGAUGAAGCCAGCUAAAGUUGAUUCAAAAUGGAUUUCACUAAUGUGGAGGACUAAGAUUUUCUUUGUGUAUGUCAUGAAUCUGCAGAAAAUGUAGACUAAAGAACAAUACUAACUUAAUUAACUUCAACUCCUACAUCAGAUAAUGCUAACUGGCACUAAUUACAUAAUCGAUAGGUUGGGAUUUUUGUCAAAUCUGUCUUAAUGCAAUACUCGUAUACCAUAUGUACAUCGAGUUAUGAGUCGUCAUAAUCAUUCCUCCUGUCUUCCGUGGCCCUUCGCAGCACGAUUACACUGCGAAAGAUGGGGGAUGAAAUCCAUAGUCCUUGUUCUGUGCAAAAGAGCCUUCUAAAGUUCAGUUAAGGUUUAGAUGAGGUUGUAGCAGUCUGAGUUAGCUAAAUCAAAUAGCUAUCUUCCAAAGUUUUGUUCUUUUUCAUACGAAAUCCCCUCUUUGUGUUUCUCCAAAUGUUUCCUUGCUGAGACGCAGCAGAGGGAUACAUCCUGGUAGUUCCAUGUAAGUUUGUUGUUAGAAGUUCAGAGAGUAGUGUGGUUUUAUUGUCAGUGUAUUAUCCUAAGGAGGACUGCAGACUAUAUUAUAAUUGCACUCAGAAGGGAUCAUUUCACAGCCAGUAUGGACAGACGGAAUUAUUACAGCGACCAGUAACUCAGCAUAAAUAUGGCAUGAAACAAAAAAGAAAAAUCCAAACCUUAAUAUGCAGGAUGCCUUAGCCUGUCAUGUUUUCAGUGCCAGUCCUCUCAGGGAAGGUGACCAAGAACUCCCAAAAAGUUGAUGGAGUCCUUAAAGCCAUUUAUGUGAUAGUUACUGAGUUUGGUACCAGAAAUAGCACCAUGCUGUUUUGGAGAGUGUCUCCCCUGGGUUCCUCUACUUUGGCUAUUGAACUGCACUGGUGACUGGACCCUUGUGGCUGUCUCAUGCUCCUCAUUCUUUUGGUUAGCCCUGUGUCUAGAGCUAUUCUUUACCUUCUGUGUGCCUCAUCAUAUGUUCAAACUCCUCAGGUCCUUAAAGAGCCUUAACUUAUCAUUUGUAUAUCAAAAACAUUAGAAACAUAGAACUAUGAAGCAGCCUUGAAGACCCCAAGGUGUUGAUAGUUACUGUAUGUGGUUGGGAUGGGGGGGGGGGCAGCAUCCUUUGUGCAAUGCUGAGGUUACUAAAGUUAGUUUGAAUGGCAUUCUGCUGUUUCGCAUGGGAUAUUGGCAAUAUAUGAGGCCUGGUGCAUUUUUAUAGGUGUGUAUUCUUAAUAAAAGACAAUGCUGCUGAUCUUUUCCUUUUUCCAUAGUCUCCUGAUGCCAUGUGGGAGUGCUGUACUACAGAGGUACAGUGCAGUCUGUAUGUAGCUUCUAAUCCAGUUAAAUAGUUUGUACUUUGAAUGGAAGUGUACUGUAGGGUACUGGUUCUUGCUCAGAAUCAUGCAUCAAGAAAUGUGUAAUAUACUGUUUUGUACACUUCAAAUCAUUUAUAUAAAAGAACCUUUGUAAAGAGAUGAUUUACUUGGUUUUUAUGUAAUAACUGUUUCAUACUGUAGCUAACUUGCUCAGCAUGACUGUACUUUGUCCUCUCUCUUCUGUCCAUCUGCAAACUGACUGAAUGGCUUUAGGAACAUGCAAGGUUCAUACAUCUGACAAGUUUGUGUAUACCGUAUGUGUACCAUGAAAUCUGAACCAUAACCAGCCCCAUGUCUAUGCUUCUGUCUCAGUCAGGCCCUCUGAGAUGUACUGGGUUUACUGUCCAUAUACGCGCUACAUGAGGGUUUCCUCUGUUGCUGUUUGUUGUUUAUACUGUGUUAAUAAAGAUGAUUGAUUUAUAAAAGGA